Messenger RNA from Fusarium redolens, 1405 nucleotides. Its product is annotated as WD40-repeat-containing domain protein. Gene Ontology annotation, cellular component: actin cytoskeleton; Arp2/3 protein complex. The transcript is spliced from 3 exons. Gene Ontology annotation, molecular function: actin filament binding. The coding region runs from base 153 to 1244 and encodes 363 amino acids. Gene Ontology annotation, biological process: Arp2/3 complex-mediated actin nucleation. The record is from RefSeq and is a predicted model, not a curated record. NCBI's taxonomy places the organism in Eukaryota, Fungi, Ascomycota, Sordariomycetes, Hypocreales, Nectriaceae.
CUUCAGCACUACGUAACCCCCCACCCCCACCGCCAACUUGGAGUCCAUAGAUCAUCAGCACCCAACUCAACACGACCUUUCUUACUUUCCUAUACUCUCAAUCAGCUUCAAGGCGAUAGUAGAGAGCUACUCCUAUCGCGAAUAACAUCACUAUGACCGCCCCCGAAGUCCACCACCUCUUCCACAACCCCAUCGCCGAUCAUUCCUUCUCGGCCGAUCACUCCGUCCUCGCUGUCGCUCGGGACACUGCUGUCGAGCUCUAUGGCAAGGUUGGCGAUGCCUUUAAGCUAAAGGACGAGCUCAAGGGCCACGACAAGACGGUCACUAGUGUCGAUAUUGCUCCCAACAGUGGACGUAUCGUUACUUGCUCUCAAGAUCGCAACGCUCUGGUCUGGGAACCCUCCCCAACCGGUUAUAAGCCUACCCUGGUCCUUCUUCGAAUCAGCCGAGCCGCUACCUUCGUCCGAUGGUCUCCCUCUGAGAACAAGUUCGCCGUGGGAUCCGGUGACCGCGUCAUUGCCGUCUGCUACUUCGAAGAGGAGAACGACUGGUGGGUGUCCAAGCACCUGAAGAAGCCCAUCCGUAGCACCAUUACCAGCGUCGCUUGGCACCCCAACUCUGUUCUCCUGGCUGCUGGGUCCACUGAUGCUCACGCCAGAGUCUUCUCCGCCUUCAUCAAGGGUAUGGACUCCCGUCCUGCUCCGGGAGUCUGGGGCGAGCGACUCCCUUUCAACACCGUUUGUGGAGAGUUCUUGAACAACUCAGCUGGAUGGGUACACUCUGUCUCUUUCUCUCCCAGUGGAGACAGUCUUGCAUUCGCGGCGCAUGAUAGUAGCAUCACUGUCGUCUACCCAUCUGGCCCUGAGCAGCCCCCUCGUGCGGUUGUCACCGUCUCCACUCAGCAGCUUCCUUUCAAGAGUCUGAUCUGGACCAGCGAAGAUGAGAUUAUUGCUGCCGGUUACGACUGCGAGGCUUUCCGCUUCCAAGGUGGUGAGGCAGGCUGGCAGCUGGCUGGUGCUAUUGAGCAGAAGGGCCGUCCUGGUCUGGGCGAGCACCGUGAGGAAUCUGCUUUGAACAUGUUCAGACAGAUGGAUCUCAAGGGCAAGACUAAGGAUGACACUCAACUUAAGACUAUUCACCAAAACACCAUCAGCACCGUCAGGCCUUUCGAAACAUCUGGUGACCGCGUCACCAGGUUCAGCACAAGCGGCGUCGAUGGCAGGGUUGUGGUGUGGAGCACUUAGAUAGUUUGUAUAAACAAUAUAUACUGCUGUAGAAAGCGGGCAGAUUACAUUGUAACUUCGCAAUGGUCUAUAAACUGCAUACCUCCCACGGACAAAUCUCCACUGACUUUGGUUUAUAUUGGGACGCUUACAGUACUUUAUGUACCGUAUGUAUUCAGCAG